This is a messenger RNA of Besnoitia besnoiti, 5127 nucleotides long. Its product is annotated as carbamoylphosphate synthetase. Gene Ontology annotation, molecular function: ATP binding; metal ion binding; carbamoyl-phosphate synthase (glutamine-hydrolyzing) activity. The record is from RefSeq and is a predicted model, not a curated record. NCBI's taxonomy places the organism in Eukaryota, Apicomplexa, Conoidasida, Eucoccidiorida, Sarcocystidae. Gene Ontology annotation, cellular component: cytoplasm. The transcript has 37 exons. Bases 1 to 5127 code for a protein of 1708 amino acids. Gene Ontology annotation, biological process: 'de novo' pyrimidine nucleobase biosynthetic process; L-glutamine metabolic process.
AUGUCUUCGCAUCAAGCGGCCGCGGUUCAGGGCGCUGAGGGACAAGGAAGACAGAGCAACGGCGCAAGUUGCGCGGAAACUGCGAACAAUGGAGUCAUGGGAACUCGAGGGUGCGCCCUGGACUCUGCGGAGCCUGCCGUGCAACUCGCCGAGAUGACGGCACCCUCGUACCCCCUGGACUUGGCGGGCCGGCUGAAGCCUGCGAUGCUCGUGCUGGCUGAUGGCCGCGAGUUCCUCGGUUACUCCUUUGGCCACCCCAGCAGCAUCGGCGGCGAGGUCGUUUUCAACACGGGUAUGGUCGGCUAUCCCGAGUCCCUGACCGACCCGUCCUACGAAGGUCAAAUCCUCGUCCUCACUUACCCACUCAUCGGGAACUACGGCGUGCCUUCCGCGGAGAAGGAUGAGCACGGGCUGCCGAAGUACUUUGAGGGAGACCGCAUUUACGUGCGGGCGCUUGUCGUGGCGGACUACGACGAGGGCGCUGUGACCGGUCACUUCCGCGCCGAAAACAGUCUCGCGGCGUGGAUGCAGAAACACAAAGUGCCUGCUAUUGCAGGCGUGGACACGCGUGCGCUGACGAAGCACCUGCGGGAGGUCGGCUGCAUGCUGGGGAAGAUCGUCAUUCUAGACGAAGACGACGAGAGGCAAGCCGGCUUGUCGCUGUCUGCGCUCGCCGCGGUGCCGGUCCAGGGGGGCGAGGCGGGCGCCGUCGAACGGCUGAAGGCGCGCAGAGAGGUGGCGGGAAAGUGGGACGCUGCGCUGAGAGCCAAGGCGAAGAACGUACCCUGGCAGGAUCCGAACGAAGAAAACCUGGUCGCAGUCGUGUCGCACAAGGAAGUCCGCACGUACAGGUCGAAUGUCCGCGACCCGAACUCGCGCGACGUGCUGAUCCUCUGCGUGGACUGCGGCAUGAAAUACAACAUCUACCGUCAGCUGCUCCACAGCAAGUUCGAGCACUGCAACGUCUCGCUGAAGGUUGUUCCGUGGGACUACGACUUUGGAGACGAGGAAUUUGAUGGUCUGUUCAUCAGCAACGGGCCUGGAGACCCCGCGCAGUGCGAGCAAACGGUCCAAAACGUCAAGCGCGUCAUGGAGCGGAAGAUCCCCAUCUUCGGUAUUUGUCUGGGAAACCAACUUCUGGCCCUGGCUGCAGGCGCGCGCACGUACAAGAUGAAAUACGGAAACAGAGGCAUGAACCAGCCCGUGAUUGACUUGAGGACGACGCGCUGCUACAUCACCCCCCAGAACCACGGUUUCGCUGUCGAUGAGAGCACCUUACCCAGCGACUUCUUGCCGCUCUUCGUCAACGCAAACGAUCGCUCGAACGAAGGCAUUAUCCACCGCACGCUGCCCUUCUUCUCGGCGCAAUUCCACCCUGAGGCGUCUGGCGGUCCGACGGAUACUUUCUAUUUGUUUGACGAUUUCCUCGCCUCGAUCAUGAAGGCCCAGACGCUCAAGCAAGUUCACACCAUCCCGUUCUCGUUCCCGCAGACCUACCGAAAAGUGUUGCUGCUCGGAAGUGGAGGCCUGAGCAUCGGCCAGGCAGGCGAGUUCGACUACAGUGGCUCGCAGGCGAUCAAGGCGCUAAAGGAGCAGAACAUCACCGUCGUCGUCGUGAACCCGAACAUUGCGACUGUGCAGACGAGCAAGCACAUGGCUGACAAGGUGUACUUCCUCCCCGUCACUGUCGAGUUCGUGACCAAGGUCAUUCAGAAGGAGCGACCCGACGGAAUUCUCUGCACAUUCGGCGGUCAGACGGCACUGAACUGCGCGGUCAAGCUGCACGAAGAAGGAAUCCUGGAGCGCUACGGCUGCCGGGUCCUCGGAACCCCGAUCGAGGCAAUUAUCGCCACCGAAGAUCGCAAACUGUUUGCGGCGAAGCUGGCGGAGAUCGGCGAGAAGGUCGCAGAGAGCGCCGCAGCAACGAGCACCGAGGAAGCCGUACAGGCUGCCAACGCCAUCGGCUACCCCGUCCUCAUUCGCGCAGCUUUCGCGCUCGGCGGUUUGGGCUCCGGUUUCGCGGAGGACGAGGAGGCAGUGCGCCAGAUCUGCAAGGAGGCCUUCGCCCACUCCCCCCAGGUAUUUGUUGACAAGAGUCUGAAGGGCUGGAAGGAAGUGGAGUACGAGGUCGUCCGCGAUUGCAAGAACAACUGCAUCACGGUUUGCAACAUGGAAAACCUCGAUCCGCUCGGUAUCCACACCGGAGACUCGAUUGUCGUGGCGCCUUCUCAGACUCUCUCCAACGUGGAGUACUACCGCCUGCGCGACACGGCGCUGAAGGUCAUUCGGCAAUUUGGCGUAGUCGGCGAGUGCAACAUUCAGUACGCGCUUGACCCGAACUCGGAGAAGUACUACAUCGUCGAAGUCAACGCCCGUCUCUCCCGAAGCAGCGCGCUCGCCUCGAAGGCGACUGGAUAUCCUCUGGCCUACAUCGCCGCAAAGCUUGCUCUUGGAUCCACUCUGGUUGAGCUGAGCAAUUCCGUCACGAAGGAGACCACUGCGUGCUUCGAGCCCUCGCUGGAUUACGUCGUCACGAAGGUGCCUCGAUGGGAUCUGCGAAAGUUCGAUUCGUGCGACCCGUUCAUGGGCAGUGCGAUGAAGAGUGUCGGCGAAGUCAUGGCCAUCGGACGCACGUUUGAGGAGUCGCUCCAGAAGGCGCUCAGAAUGGUUGAGGAGAAGGCCGCGGGCUUCGAUGAGUCCAUGUGUCACUUCUUCUCGCGCCCUCCGGCGCGCAACUCCUUGCUCUUGGCCGCAGACUCGCCCACGUCGGCGCCGACCACGGCCGGGAGCCCAACGGCCGGCGCGGAGGCGGCGAAGGCUCUCACGCAGUGUGAGCAGCUCGAGGAGGAGCUCCUGCGCCCUUCGCCGAACCGCAUCUGGGCCCUGGCGCUCGCGCUGCAGAUGGGCUGGAGCGUCGAGACGCUCCACGAGAAGACCAAAAUCGACAAGUGGUUUCUCAGCAAACUGCAAAACAUCGCAGACAUCAAGCGCCAGCUCGCGCAGCUCACGCUCGAGGACCUCAGCCGCAGCGACCUCUUCUACGUCAAGAAAUACGGUUUCAGCGACCGGCAGAUCGCGCACUACCUGAGACCGAGCGCAGGCCUGCUGACGCAGUUCGACGUGCGCAAGCGCCGCCUGAGUCUCGGCGUGCGCCCAUUCGUGAAGCAGAUCGACACGCUCGCCGCGGAGUUCCCUGCGCACACAAACUACUUGUACCUGACGUACCAGGGGUUGGAGGACGAUGUGGCGCCUCUCGUCCCGUUCCAAGGCUUCUCCGCGGCUGCGAGCUUCGGCGACGGCUACGAGCUCAAGGAGAGUCAGGGCGCUAAGCGCGGAGACGGCGAGGAGGGCGACGAGAGCAUCCUCUGCCAGCUCGGACGCAGCCGAAGCGUCGCGAACUUCCUUUCGCAGAGACAAGACUCCGGCGCCAAGCAGUGCUUCGUCGUGCUCGGCUGCGGUUGCUACCGCAUCGGCUCCAGCGUCGAGUUCGACUGGUCGGCGGUCUCCUGCGUCCGCACACUGCGCUCGCUUGGCCACCGUGCCAUUGUGGUGAACUGCAACCCUGAGACUGUGUCGACGGACUACGACGUGAGCGACCGCCUCUUCUUCGAGGACUUGAGUCUGGAGACCGUCCUUAACAUAUGGGACUUUGAGGCCCCCACCGGCGUCAUCAUUUCGGUCGGCGGGCAGACGCCCAACACGCUCUGCUCUCAGCUGGAGAAGCACGGCGUGAGCAUCGUGGGCACCAGCGUCGCCUCGAUCGACUGCUGCGAGGACCGCCACAAGUUCUCGCGCCUCUGCGACGAACUGAACAUCGACCAGCCCCGCUGGAAAGAAUUCACCGACCUGAAAACUGCGAAGUCCUUCUGCCAAGAGGUGGGCUACCCCGUCCUGGUGCGCCCGUCCUACGUGCUCAGCGGCGCCGCGAUGCGCGUCGUGACGGACGACGAGCAGCUCGACGCGUUCCUCAAGAUCGCGGCCGUCGUCAGUGGAGAGUCCCCCGUGGUCAUCUCCAAGUUUGUCGAGAACGCGAAGGAGGUCGAGUUCGACAGUGUCGCCUGCCGCGGAGAAAUCGUCAACUUUGCCAUCAGCGAGCACGUCGAGAACGCGGGCACGCACUCUGGCGACGCGACGCUUAUUCUCCCCGGGCAGAAGCUCUACGUGGAGACCAUUCGACGCGUCAAGAAGAUCUCCCAGAAGCUCGCUCGCGCGCUCCAGGUCUCAGGACCAUUCAACAUUCAGUUUGUCUGCAAGCAGAACGACGUCAAGGUUAUUGAGUGCAACCUGCGAGCGUCGCGUACCUUCCCCUUCAUCAGCAAAACCUUCAACGUCAACCUCAUUGACCUAGCGACCAAGGUUAUGAUCGGCGCGCCAGUUGCGCCUCUGCCGAUUCACCUAAUGGAUCUCUCUUUCGUCUGCGUGAAAGUGCCAGUCUUCUCGUUCGCACGGCUGCGCGGCUGCGACCCUAUUCUUGGAGUCGAAAUGCGUUCGACUGGAGAGGUUGCCUGCUUCGGAAGCAACAAGCACGAGGCUUUCCUUAAGGCCUUCGUGUCCACGGGUGUCGAGCUUCCGCUCAAGCAGCGCUCCAUCCUCCUCAGCACAGGGCCGCUCUCGGCGAAGGUGGAGCUGGAGCAGUACAUCAAGGUCCUCCUGGGCAUGGGCUUCACUCUGUACGCCACCGAAGGAACCUACGAGUACCUGGUCAACAGCCUGUCCGGCGCAGAUGCUGAGCACACAGACUCGGUGGGCUCGCGCGCCCUCGCCGCUGACGGGGCAGCCAAGUUGACGGAGUACCUGAAGCAAGUCGUCUGCGUGCGCAAACCGCUCGCGACCAGCCUCAAGGAGGAGCAGCAGAAGGACCGCGACCUGCUGCCCGACGCUCUUCACGUGAUUGAAAGCGGCAAGGUGGAGAUGGUCAUCAACGUGCCCGAGAGCCUCAACAGCCGCGCCGCGACGAACGGCUACCUCAUUCGCCGCACGGCGAUCGACUGCGGCGUGCCGCUGCUCACGGACAUCAAGGUCGCGAGUCUGUUUGUCGAGGCCCUGCAGAAGAAGCAGGCGAAGGAGGCCCAAGGGCGCUUCUUCUGGGAGGUCCGCAGCUGGGAUGAGUACUGGCCGCGGAAGUGA